AUGGGAGGAUAAUAAGACAAAUAAUAAGCACCACCACCACCUACAACUCAAGAGAUACUAAUCGAUAUGAAAUUAGCUGCAAAGAGUUUUGAACGUGAUGCUAAAAAAGCUGAAAAAGAGAAAUAAUAAUAAUAUUUAAAAGCUUAACAAGCAAUAAAAAAAAAUAAUGAAGAAGGAGCUAAAUUAUAUUUGUAAAAUAUGAUGUAAAAAGAUAGAGAAAUGAAAAAUAUGUAAAGAAUGUCUUAAAAAAUGGAUGCUUUAUAAAUGUAAAUAAAAACAAAUACUUCCAAUACUGCAAUGAUAGAACAAAUUUCUAGAAUUACUCCUUUAUUAGGUUAAUAAGCUCAUAUGAUGUCUCCAGAAGCUAUAUAUUCUAAUAUGGAUUAAUAUGAAAAAGCUAUGGAUGAUAUAUUAGUUGGAGGAAAAAUUAUGGAUGAAGUAAUGAAUAAAAAUUAAGAUAGUGAUGUUAAUGGUAAUAUUGCAAUCGAUGGUAUGCUUAAUUAAUUAAAACUAGAAAAUAUGAAUGAAAUUAAUAAUAUUAAUGAUAAUAAUAUGGUCUUUAAUGAAUUGAAAAAUAAUGAAUUAAAUAAUUAGUAAAUGAAUAAUAAAUAAAUAAUUGACAAUAAUUUAAAAAAAUGA
Ichthyophthirius multifiliis is the source of this 639-nucleotide messenger RNA. RefSeq names its product snf7 family protein, putative. Gene Ontology annotation, cellular component: multivesicular body; ESCRT III complex. The transcript is spliced from 2 exons. Lineage: Eukaryota; Ciliophora; Oligohymenophorea; Hymenostomatida. The record is from RefSeq and is a predicted model, not a curated record. Gene Ontology annotation, biological process: endosome transport via multivesicular body sorting pathway; protein transport; late endosome to vacuole transport.